CCUCUCCUCCUCCAGUUGUUUCAAGUGUUGAAUAGUGCUGUAGCUGCUUGCUUAUAAAUAGGAAGGAGGAGGAGGCAAAUUACUUGCUCGGAUCCAUCCAUCCAUCCAUCUCUACCUAGCUAGCUAGCUGUUAAGUGAACAAGGAAGAAAGCAUGGGCAUGGGUGGUGGUCUUGCUCUUGUGGCGGUCCUCUCCCUCCUGGCCGCGCACGGCGUCGACGGCGACGACUACAACACCAGCGAUGCCUACAUGCAGAGCUGGCGCAGCGCCAGGGCCACCUGGUACGGCCAGCCCAACGGCGCCGGCCCCAGCGACAACGGCGGCGCUUGCGGGUUCAAGAAUGUGAACCAGUACCCGUUCAUGGCCAUGACGUCGUGCGGCAAUCAGCCCCUCUUCAAGGACGGCAAGGGAUGCGGCUCAUGCUACAAGAUCAAGUGCACUCGGCACCCUGCGUGCUCCGGGCGCACGGAGACGGUGGUGAUCACGGACAUGAACUACUACCCCUUGGCGCCCUACCACUUCGACCUCAGCGGCACAGCCUUCGGCAAGCUGGCCAAGCCCGGCCGCAACAACGACCUCCGCCACGCCGGCAUCAUCGACAUCCAGUUCACCAGGGUGCCGUGCCAGUUCCCGGGCCUCAAGGUUGGUUUCCACGUGGAGGAGGGUUCCAGCCAGGUGUACUUCGCGGUGCUGAUCGAGUACGAGAACGGCGACGGCGACGUGGUGCAGGUGGACCUCAUGGAGUCGCGGAGCGGGGGGCGGUGGUCGUCCAUGCGCCAGUCCUGGGGAUCCAUCUGGAGGCUGGACUCCAACCACCGCCUCCGCGCUCCCUUCUCCAUUCGCAUCCGCAGCGACUCCGGCAAGACGCUCGUCGCCCGCGACGUCAUCCCCGUCAACUGGAGGCCCAACACCUUCUACCGCUCAUUCGUCCAGUACUCCUCCUAAUAAGUAAUAAUUUCCACCUCCAUCAUUAAUUAUUCCAAUCAAGCAACCUUUCUAGGGUCGCGAUGUACUACUUUAUUUAGGAGUAGUAAGUAAGGCGACGAUUAAUUUGAAGCGAGCUUAAUUACUUUGUGGGAAACAGAGGAGGCAGCCAGGCAGGCGUACAUCAUGCAUGCAUACGCUCUCCCUCCCGCCCAUCUUUCUUCUGCUGCAGCUGCUGCUAGUAAGUACUAGUAUGUCAGUAUGUAUUUAUACUUGUUAUCUGCUUCCGUCCGUCUUGAUCAGUUACUACUCCAUCCAUUCAUCGGACCUACUCCUAUAUAGGAGUAUGUUAUCUACUACGAAAUAUAAAUGCAUGUGGCUUCCAAAUUUAAUCAUUCAAGUACUCCAGCUUGCUCCUGUACGUGUGUGUUUCCAGCUGGAGUAGUAUGCAUGCAAUGUCGUCGGCAUGUGCUCUGCAACUCUCUCAUAUCAUAUGCAUAUCACGACGUCGUGCAUUUCCCUUCACCAGGACCCGGCCGGUCAAGAGAAAAGAAGAGGCGAAUCUUUCAGAUUUUGGUUUGGGAAAUUAUGAUUGCCUUUGUUUUGUUUUUCGAUGGGAAGCAGGGAUCGAGGUACGCUCUUGCUCUAUCGUCUGCACUCUGCAGGCAUCACUCUCAAGCCUGAAAUCAAAUGCAACCCAUUUUGUUGAGCUCCCGUACGUUCGUCCUUGUAGACGGACGGAGCUCCUGCAAUAUUGCCAUCGCAAUGUCAGCCUAACUUGUUCGGUAAGGGGGUAAAGGCAACCUGCUCCAGCAUCGAAUCAAACUUUUGUGGCUCCAGUUUUUUCUUUUCUUUUCUUUUCUUUUCUUUGCCAUAUAAUAUACUCCUCCAGUUAUUAU
This is a messenger RNA of Phragmites australis (common reed), 1822 nucleotides long. Its product is annotated as expansin-B4-like. Bases 153 to 944 code for a protein of 263 amino acids. Gene Ontology annotation, cellular component: extracellular region. Gene Ontology annotation, biological process: sexual reproduction. The record is from RefSeq and is a predicted model, not a curated record. The transcript is spliced from 4 exons. NCBI's taxonomy places the organism in Eukaryota, Viridiplantae, Streptophyta, Magnoliopsida, Poales, Poaceae.